UGGACAGCCAUCAGCAUUUGGACAACCUUCAGCAUUUGGACAACCUUCAGCAUUUGGACAGCCAUCAGCAUUUGGACAACCUUCAGCAUUUGGACAAACGGCAAAUAAGCCCUCUGCUUUUGGGGGUGGCUCAGGUUUUGGUACAACAAGUGCAUUAGGUAGUGGCUCGGGUUUUGGUUCAACAAGUGCACUGGGUGGUGGAUCAGCUUUUGGCUCAACGAGUGCAUUGGGUGGAGGAUCAGCUUUUGGUUCGACAAGUGCAUUAGGUAGUGGAUCUGCAUUUGGAUCCACAAGUACAUUAGGCGGUGGAUCUGCGUUUGGACAGCCUUCGGCCUUUGGACAGCCCUCGGCCUUUGGACAAGCAGCAAAUACACCUUCUUCUGCUUUUGGUUCUACAAGUGCAAUGGGUACUGGCUCAGCAUUUGGAUCCACAAGCACACUUGGCAACAAUAGUAAUGCAUUUGGUGCAACAACAAAUGUGGGUGGAGCAUUUGGACAGACUUCUAGUUUGAGCAGUAACAGCGGAUUUGGUUCUCAUAGUAACACAACAGGAUUGGGUGCUGCUAAUAAUAAUAAUAAUAAUAAUACCACAACAGCGACAGUUUCUGCUGGAAAUGAUGUCACAAAGCCUUCUGAUUUGGAAUCAUUUUCUGCACCACAGUUUACUUAUCGUGCUAUACCAGAAAUAGAACCACCUGCCCAAUUUCGAUAAAAAAAUUACGUUGAAAUAAAAAGCAAUAGUACCAAAA
This is a messenger RNA of Gilbertella persicaria, 749 nucleotides long. RefSeq lists its product as uncharacterized. The record is from RefSeq and is a predicted model, not a curated record. The transcript has a single exon. Bases 404 to 712 code for a protein of 102 amino acids. NCBI's taxonomy places the organism in Eukaryota, Fungi, Mucoromycota, Mucoromycetes, Mucorales, Choanephoraceae.